AUGCCUCUCGAUGAACGCUGUCCGUUGGUACUUCAGGAAAGGGUUGGCCCGGUGGGCAACAGCGGGCUUCGACGACCAUCCCGAUCACCGCGCAGCCAGCGUAGCCGCAGCGCGGACGUGGACUGCCUGAAGAAGUACACGGAACGUCGCGUGGAGGAACGCCGGUACACGGAAAUCAGUGACGCCAGCAAGCUGGACACCUCGAAGUGGAUGCCGCUACCGAGGAACCUGCCUCGGGGUCAGCAAAUGAGCCCCAGCAGCAACAAAAGACCCUCGAGGGAUGAGCGACAGGAUAGCGUGGAGGAGUCGGCAACGGGUAUCGAAAGGUGGCCAGCCAAGCCGAACUCGGCCGACACAUCCUCGGAGGAUCUUAGAUCCUCCGUCAUCAGGAUCGAUCAUGAACUCACUGUACCGCGUCCGCCCGGCACCAGAAGCCACAGCACCGACGUGACCGCCCUGAGAGGUCACGACAAGCGCAGCAUCGAGCAGCGAAGACACACGGACUGCAGCGACCCGCGCACCAUCGCCACGAGGUGGAUACCGCAGAUCAACGGCGCGAAGUUUCGCCGCGAAUCGUCCCCUCUCGCGAGAGUCGACUGCGAGGUCACGAAGGGCUCGGCCAAUCGGUGGAUGACCUUCGCGAAAAAUUCGUCGCCCGAUCCCGUGCUGAAAGUGAAUCCCGAAAGAAAAGAUUCCACCAUGGAACGCAAGGAAGACGAAGGACCGUGCAAGGACUUAGAUAACUCUAAAUGGCAGCCACCGAGAAAGUUCUCGCCGGCGAAGAGCGAGAAAGGACAUUUACAGAGGCAAGAUGAGUUGGAUAUGGGCAGAGAUCGUUCCGCGAGUUGCGUCGAUGCUAACGACCGAGCAAAUAAGCUCAGCCAACGUAUGCGAGACCUGUACGAUUUCAAGACGGAGAACGAGUGGCCGAAGAGAGCGGGAAGCUCUCAGCGAGAAAACGUGUGGAUCAGCAAGAGCAGCAGCGAGGAGGAGAGGACCAACUAUCAGCCAGUUCGCAGGAACAGCCAGGACCUGGAAUUCAACGACAGAAUGAGCAGAUUCAAGGUUGAGCAUGAAGAGGAUAGACGAAGGGCAAAGGGCAACCACGACGAGGUGUUUAUGGACCAGCAAGAGGAGCGUCUACGAAAGUUCAACGACAAGUUGCGCUACAGCGAGGACCUCGGCACGGGACGGACGCGGGGCCGUGAACGACGCACCUACUCGGACGACUACGACGAGAAAGCCCGACGAGAGUCUCGCAUGUCUCGUCAGCUGGAACUGACGAUCAAGAGAGACCGGUCAGAGGUGCCCACUAAAAAAGUGGAGAAGGAGAACAAGCGGAAUUCGGACGUGAGCGCGAGAUCGCGCGAUUCCCGCGUCAGCUACGUCGAGGUGGACUUCUCGAAGCGGGAAACGCGCGCCAGUGACGCCAGCUACGCCAGCGUCAAUUUCACCAAGCGAGGCAGCGUGGAAUGCAAGAGCACUCGGAAGAUUCUGGACGUGCCGCCGAGAAGAGCCUUCAGCCAGAGCGAUGAGCGACCCGCUACACCGGUGCCGCCGAUCGAGUGGAACGAUGAGCAUUAUGUCCCCAAGAAGCUACCCUCGGAACGCCAGAAAAGGGACAGCACCAGAUAUAAGGUGUACUUGACGUAGGGAACACUCGCAAGCGUUUCGCGAAACGAACGACGUCGCUUCCACCUGGUUUCAGAGUAGUCUCCGUCAACAAAGUAGAGGCACAAAUCCGACUUAGGUGGAAGAUGUCAGUGCGAAGUGGAGUCCGAUGGAAGAUUGAUCGAUUGGACGCUUUGUGCCGGUGUUAAUUCAACGAGGUAGGAAAUUCUUUGCGGUUUCAUCUGAGCGUUUCUCUUAUGAGAAGGUUUUUUAAGAAACGGAAUAGGGUAGACCGAGGCGAAUCGCAUCACAAAGUGAAUCGGAUUAAUAUAAGCUCUAAGACAGUUAUUAUUAAUAUUUUGUUUUAAAUGAGUUAGUAACUGGCAUGAUAAAACAGCUCAAUUAAAACAAAAUAUUAACAAUAAUUGUCUUAGAAUUUAUAUUGAUCCGAUUCACCCUGUGAUCCGAUUCGCCUCGGUCUAUUCUACAGAACACUCGUAAGCAUUUCAUGUCUUCAACUCUUUUCUUUCGCUGCUGAAUUUGGUAGCUGUCUACUACUGUGAUAUGUUUAUCGUGUCAAGUAUAAUGAGAUACGCAAACGCGCUAGUUACAAUCUUUUUUAAUUGCCGUUAUAGUUACGGUAUAAUAUGUGCAAUUCCUCGGGUUAGUUUUCAAGCUUUCUAAUAUCCACCAGAAAGGUCAGGAUAUGGCCGUGAGACGAAAUUAGAGCCUCCUACCUUGUACGAGCAGAGAUAUAUUUAUCUCUUCACGUGAAUGAAAUAAGAAACGAUCGUUUUGCCCACUAUGGUCGUAAGUGUAAAUACGUGUGUCAAAAUUGAUGUGCUGCGAUAUCCGAUGUCAAUUCUGUGUUGGACGGUGUCUGUCAUGUUUAUUAAAAUGAAGACGAGCGUUGAAUUUUGAACUUUAACGAAGUAUAAAAUAUGUAACGAACGAGAUUCUCGAGAAAUAUACGAUGGAGUUGUCUGUCGAUAACUGUUAAGCGUUCAGGUGUUUGCUGUGUUCACCGUAGAAUAAACGCGAUAAAUGGAUAUAUGUACGAAUAAAAAGACGAAUUCGAUAUAUAUUCUGUUAUAUAUACAAGAUCUACAAUAACUCGACACCCAUCCGGGCACAGGAGCCUGACACGUGUGCGAAUACAUUUGUAACGGGUUUACAAUGAACCAUGUAACUGGGAGUUUCCUAUCCGUGUUUUUCAUGUCACUGUUCCGAGCGUAACUGCGAUACAAUUCAAAUGUUGUACAAACGAUGUAACGCAACGUAAUAAGUAAUAAAAUAUUCUUUGAAGAA
Odontomachus brunneus is the source of this 2919-nucleotide messenger RNA. Its product is annotated as trichohyalin-like. Lineage: Eukaryota; Metazoa; Arthropoda; Insecta; Hymenoptera; Formicidae. The transcript has 4 exons. The coding region runs from base 1 to 1653 and encodes 550 amino acids. The record is from RefSeq and is a predicted model, not a curated record.